GAUUUCUUUUUUCAUUUUUUUGAAUGGACCCAUCGUCCUAUCCAUGGACCGUUUUCACCUUGCUUGCAACUGACACGAAAAGAAUUCUUAACAGUUUGUGGGUGUGAAACUGUCAUACAAGUGUCCGAAGGCGGCGGGGUUUUGUAGUUUGCUUUGUUGUUUGUGCGGCGCGGCGCGGCAAAAGGCGCCUCCAAUUUAUUUCUGAAUUGAAAGUGGAACAUACCUUUGAUCCGGUGAAAACGAACUUCAGAUUCUCGAGCACUGUGGGCUUUUCGCCAUGGAUUUCCUGGAGUAUUCGGACAUAUCUGCUGAAAUUAAAGGAGCAAAUGUACCUGGGAAAGUGAAAUUCACUGACCAACACAUCGUUUUCAAGAAUAGUAAAACUGGAAAGGUUGACCAAAUUGCGUCAAAUGACAUUGAUGUUGCCCAUUGGCAAAAGCUUGUUGGGUCAUGGGCUUUGCGUCUGUUCCUAAGGAACGGAAACUUGCAUAGAUACAGUGGUUUCAAAGAAUCAGAUCAGGAAAAAGUCUCAAAGUUUUUCAAAAACAACUACAAACAUGACAUUGCUGAAAAAGAGCUGUGUCUGAAAGGUUGGAACUGGGGCACUGCUCGCUUCCAGGGAGCAGUUCUUAGUUUUGAUGUGGGCAGUGCACCCGCAUUCGAAGUCCCCUUGAACAAUGUGAGCCAAUGCACACCGGGUAAAAAUGAAGUUACUAUUGAGUACCAUCAGAAUGAUGAUGCUCCUGUCAACUUGGUUGAGAUGCGCUUCCACAUUCCCAGUUCAGAAAUAGCUGGUGGAGAUGACCCUGUUGAUGCGUUCCAUCAACAAGUCAUGAAGAAGGCCAGUGUCAUCAAUGUGUCUGGUGAUGCUAUUGCUAUCUUCAGAGAGAUCCAGUGUCUCACACCUCGAGGUCGUUAUGACAUCAAAGUAUUCCAGUCAUUCUUCCAGCUCCAUGGUAAAACCUUCGACUACAAGAUUCCAGUUUCCACUGUUCUCCGGCUUUUUAUUCUGCCUCACAAAGAUGGAAGGCAGAUGUUCUUUGUGGUGAGUUUGGAUCCUCCUAUCAAGCAAGGUCAGACUCGGUACCACUUUCUUACAUUCCUAUUCAGUACUGAUGAAGAUAUGAGUAUUGAAUUACCCUUCAGUGAAGACGAGCUUAAAGAAAAGUUUGAAGGCAAACUGUCCAAGGAAGUGUCAGGUCCUACAUACGAGGUCAUGGGCAAAGUCAUGAAAGCCAUUGUCAACCGGAAAAUCACUGUACCUGGAAACUUUGUUGGGCAUUCGGGCACACCUGCUAUUGGAUGUUCAUACAAAGCUGCUGCAGGCUUCAUGUAUCCCCUAGAACGUGGAUUCAUAUAUGUUCAUAAACCACCCAUUCAUCUUCGUUAUGAAGAAAUCGCGAGUGUCAACUUUGCUCGUAGUGGUGCUAACACAAGAUCUUUUGAUUUUGAAGUCGAAUUGAAAUCCGGUGUGGUCCACACAUUUAGUAGCAUAGAGAAGGAAGAGUAUGGAAAGUUGUGGGAUUUCAUUUCAAACAAGAAGCUAAGAGUCAAAAACAGUGGAAAGAUGAACAAGCAGGGCUAUACCGAUGAUGCAUUCAGUGAUUCAGAAAAUGAAGAUGAACCUGAUGCUUACCUGGCACGUGUUAAAGCUGAAGCCAAGGAGAGGGAUGCAGAUGGAGGUGAAGAAGAUGAGUCUACUGAUGAAGACUUCGUUCCUGGAGAUAUGCCAGAUGAGGAUAACUCUGCUGGAAGUGGUACAAGCGAUGACUCAGAUGAAGGAUCUGAUGCAUCUGCUGAUAGCCCCAAGAAAGACAAGAAACCAGCUAAAGAGAAGAAGAAAAGAGAGGAAAAAGAAGAUAAACCAAAGAAGGAGAAGAAGACGGUGUCUGAGAAGCCUCGCAAGCAGCGCAAAAAGAAGGACAAGGAUGACAACAAACCUAAGAGACCUCAGACAGCAUUCAUGCUCUGGCUUAACAAUGAGAGAGAAAAGAUCAAGGAAGAUAAUCCUGGCAUCAAAGUUACUGAGAUUGCCAAGAAGGGUGGAGAGUUAUGGAAAGAACUGAAGGAUAAGUCGGAAUGGGAAGCCAAGGCUGCAAAACUGAAGGAAGAAUAUGGUGAGGCAAUGAAGGAAUACAAUGCAUCCGGUGGUGGUGCCAGCAGUUCAUCAUCCAAGAAGGAAAGUGCACCCAAGAAAGCAAGCAAGAGCAAAGCCGCAACUACUGUUUCUCCGUCUAAGGUUGUCAGCAAGGAAUACAUCAGUGAUGAUGACAGCAGUAGUGAUGACGACAAACCUGUAAAGAAGGAAGUCAAGAAGAAACCUGAAGAGAAAAAACCUGCUAAAAAGAGUAAAUCGUCUUCUGAAGAAGAGGAGGAAGAGGACGAAACUAGUGAAAGUGAAGAUGAACCACCUGCAAAGAAAAAGGCCAAUGGCAAGAAGAAGCCAAAGGAUGAUGAGGAGGAGGAAGAAGAGGCUGAAUCCACUCCUGCAUCUUCUGAUGAUGACAGCGAUUAGCUUUAAAUUUUAACUUAACUUAUUAUCCUCCACUUUAAGAGUAUGUGACAAAAUGUAGAUCGCCCAUGGAUUAAUGAAUAGAUAAGUGCCGGUCACGUCCUUCAUCAAAAUGUAAAUCAUCAUCUUCAGUUACUGGUAUUUCUGAAGAGGAGUUUUCUUUGUUAGUAUUUGUCCCAGUGAGAACAUUUGAGCCUGGUUGUAUGUGUGAAUGUUGAUCUUUAGUAUUGUGGAUCAUUCUAGGCUGUAGCAUUAUAAUUUAUGUUUUCAUAGGAAAUGUGAUUUGUUUUGUAGAGUGAACUCCUUUUUGUACAUAUUAAAUACUCGGUUAUUUUUA
Molecule: messenger RNA, 2849 nt
Organism: Thrips palmi
Lineage: Eukaryota; Metazoa; Arthropoda; Insecta; Thysanoptera; Thripidae
Gene: Ssrp
Product: FACT complex subunit Ssrp1
Exons: 12
Coding region: 278-2515 (745 amino acids)
Cellular component (GO): nucleus; FACT complex
Molecular function (GO): histone binding; nucleosome binding; DNA binding
Source: RefSeq, a predicted model, not a curated record